AGGUCUAUAGAAGAGGUUCCAUGAUGUGACAUCCUUGUAACGGAACGGGAUGGUGAAGUUGAAUCUCAAGAAUGUAUUUGGAAAGUUAGCGACCGAGCGGCGGCGUGCUCAAUCGGCCGCAGAGAGCCGAAACAGCGGUUUUCGUGAGGAGCCUCUUUCAGCCACGGUUAAUACUGUUAAGGACUGAUUAAAGGUCUUUCGCUUAUCGUUUGUUUUGCUUCUCCUAAGGGGAAAAGGCAGAACACCAACACGCGGGUGGAACAGCAAGACCAAAACUCUACCUCUAAUACUGCAGAAGGAUCCACCUGCUCGCCAUCUCUCAACCGUAAAAGGCCUAAACACGCAGACGAGGACGAGGCAGAACAAGAAAGCAUAGUGUUAAGGAUGUAGGAUGUACGAGUCUUCUAGGAGUAGGACUACCAAAAAUAUGAUCUUCUUGAUGAGGAAGAUAUCAUUUCUAGAUGCGCACUGGCAACCGUACAUGUGGUGCCAUCGAAGGAACUCAUUCGCUGGCUUGAAGGUUUCCUGAUUCUGCGGAAGCUGUUUGCUUUACUCAGAAACCAGGAAGAAGUGCUGAAACACUACCGCUAAUUGCGGGAAAUACCAGUGAAGAGAAGACCGCGAGUCCGCAAGAAUCCAAUAAUGUUGCUGUUGGCGACAUUGUCUUUGUGCAUAUGCUGCAAAAAAAGCCGCAGUUUAACCGGCAUGUGGGCCGCGUCUUGAGCUAUAUGCAUGACAGUGGCAGAUUCGGAGUUCAACUGCAUGAUGCAGGAGAUGGCGGUGGUCGUGAUAGUGAUCGUGAAGCCGAAGGACCACUAGAGCAGUACGCAAUGGAAGCAGGCGAGAGAGGCCCGUCGGAAAGAGGUUUGUCGUUGGCACCACGCUCUAAUGUUGUAUGUGGAAAGAGGCUGGCAGAUUUUUUCGGAGAUUUUGGAAGGACGUCAGAAGAAUCCACGACCAGAAGAGCGCAACAACCGGCGCAGCCAGGCUCAUCUCCUCUCAUCGCGGUUCGGCCUCAGAACUUGACCGUAUUACGCCACUUCUGUUGUCGCGAGCCGGAUGAGGGCGCUUCCACCGCUUCAGCAUGCUCGAGUGACCCUAGUACCGAUAUUAAGGGCAGUACUACGCAUUAUCCCGCAUGGGGUAUCCUAAACGGAUGCCACUCAACCACCAAGGGGAUUCUGCGGUAUUGACGUCACGACGGAGAAAGAGAUAGAGAGAAGUUACCUCAAGAAAUAGAGGUAAUACCAAUUCUUUUUUGGAUGUUGGCACCAGCGAAGUGAGGACCCUAAGUGACUAGGACUAGGUAGUACCUCUCUAAUCCUGAUAGCUUUCAAAAUGGCCUUUCAUCGUCGAAAAUCAAGGAAGUAUCCGCGCUUGGUAGAUCCAAAAGUAUGAUUAGCAUCGUGAAAGAGGAGGUAGCAGUAGGAGAUACAGAUGUAGUUGCCGAAAGGGGGGUCGGGGAGGCCAUAGGUGGAAGUGAGGGAGCAGAAGCGGAAGAUACCUCUAAAGGAGCAUCCAGUACGAAGCAUGAGCAAGGCGAGCCGACUCGAUUUCCACGCGUAUGUUGGAAAAGUGGACACGUUACGGGGACGCAAAGCUUUGCCUUCCAGCGACAGCGCUUGGCUUCACUCUUCGGCGAAAAUUUAGCAACUCUGAUCGACUGCCCAACAAUUGGUGACUGUGUCGCGUCGUUUGCACAGGUCGCUCGGAUCUUAGGACGAAAACUCGAAGAGCCUCUGGCAUUGCAAGUCGCUUCGUUUCUCCUCAUCAAGCGUGCUGGCGCACAACGUGACGAGAGGGCUAUAGCUGUAAGGACGAAAGAUGAAGAAAACUUCAGCAGUUGUGGACUGGGAGCUGGUUCUCAGGACCAGCUCAAGACGAGCAAAACGAGAGGAGCCACAGAUCCACUAAGAGAAUAUCAGGAAGAUGAUAUCUAUGGCGUCAAUAGAAGGCACGCAAGGAAGAUGGGGCAAAAAUCGCGGUACUCUCAACACGACAGGCUUUUUUCGCAUGCAAGCUCGUCUGAAAUCUACGUUCACACCAACUCACAUCGUGGCGAUUACCCCCUAGAAGAAGUUCUGACAAAUUCAGAUGCGCGUUGGUUUAUUUCUGGCGGCCCUCUGCGACGCACCGGACCAGUCAAAUUGAGUUUCGAGUUCAUUGACAGGAACGAUCUGAAAACGUACACGGGCUGGCGCCGCUGCAGGAUGCUCGCGAUCCGCAUUCCGCCCCUGCCUUUUGGGCCACUCAGUGUUCGCAAGUUUUACCUCCAAGCAGCGUGCGCAACUCAAGACGGCAUAGUAAAUUUCGAACCUCCACGGUCAUCGGCUUCGGCUGCAGCCGGCUUCUCUGUCUCUCCGAGAAGAGCCACAGGAAUUCAAGCAUGCACUUCAGUUGUAGCCGGCUUCUCUUCGAGGAGAGCCGUAGGCAUUCAAGCAGACCAGGAGGAAGAGGAGGCCGCACCAAGGAGUGCAGACCAACAAGGGCACGGCAGAAUGUGCGACUUGCUCCCAACCGGUUCCCUAGGCCAACCGCUGUGUACCUGGCAUCGCAUUCCUCACAAUAAAACGGAGUAUUUCUCAACAAUAGAUGUUCCAUGUACACAAUACUUUGUGAUUGACCCACCCGUUGAUGCAUGCAAAAUGCAGGUAGUAAUGAUCAGCAAUGCGGCUGAUGACGACUCCACGUCCGUAGGCUUGUACUAUGCUGGCUUCGCCUGAUAGAUUGCUUACGGGAAUAUGCAGUAUGACUAUCGGUGAUGAUGUGACGAGUCUGAAGUUGUGGCUGGUUUUUUCUUUUUCCAUCAGUGAGAACCAAUCAAAAGCAUCAUCCGUGUCAUUCCAGCAGCCUCCUCCGACUACUACUACUAGAAUCUCUUUCAUAUUUGUGUUCUGCAUGGAUUACUUUUACAUUUACCGACUUCAUGUUUAUCACACCUCGUGCUCUUAGGUAGCUAAAGUAUCAUGAGCAACACAAGACUGCUGUUACAAGCAACAAGUGCAAAUUGUGCGGAGGCGAACGAGCUAGCAGUGCUGUCAGAAUGCAGAAGUCCCUCGUAAGAACAGAGUCGAAAUGCAACCUCAUCAAUCGCAUUUAACACAAUAACACGAAUGAAUAGCUGCUCAGGAGUCCCAUAAAGUUACUACAACUUCUUAUGGUGCAACGACAUACUUACUUUUCGUUUUCUGUAUGCGACGCAUUACAUAAAAUUACCCGACAGGCAAUUGAUUCAGUGAUAGAUAUCUGGAAAUUUGUGACGGUUGGAUUAUUCACCACACGAGAAACUACUCUGAGGUUGUAAAAGUGGUGAGUGUGGAGAUUGUACCAAAUAUAUUUAGUGAGUUGCGAAAUGUACUAUGCUGUACAUCUGUUGGCACAGCAAACUUUUAGUGGUUGAUGAAUCGUAAGGAAUGCGGAUGAAACAAAGACAAAGUCA
This is a messenger RNA of Amoebophrya sp. A25, 3439 nucleotides long. The record is from the annotation of a GenBank genome assembly. NCBI's taxonomy places the organism in Eukaryota, Dinophyceae, Syndiniales, Amoebophryaceae.